UUUAUUUUUUUGUUGUGUAGAAGAUGGAGAAUUUGGGGAAAGCAAAAGAUCCGGAAUGGAAUACAGAGACAAAUUUGGAGAAAAUGGACAAGAGUUAUUUUCAUCUGCUUCUCAACAAGAGGAUGGUCUUAAACCCACGAGAUGAUACGGUUAGUCUUAUUCCUAACUAUUCUCCCAAAGACCCUGAGAAUCUGCCCAUUCACUCAGAGAACUUGGGAAUCUGCACAUUCAUUCUGAUACUGUGGAUAUCUACCCGUUCAUUCCAAGACCCUCGGAAUCUGCCCAUUUACCUCAAGCAUCGGAAAUUUCCCAUUCGUUCUUAAACUGUGGGAAUCUGCCUAUUCAAUCCCAAACCAUGAGAAUCUGCCCAUUUAGACCAACAUCCUGUGAUCUGGCUCCAUAAGGCUGUGAGACAAAGUAAAGAUAUUUGUUUUACUUAACUCAAAAUUUACGGUUAAAGGUUGGAUAAUAUUUUAUGUCCUACUAAACAGGUUAGAAUGAGGACUAUGGGGGAAACGGCUGCAAUUCUGAAACCAAUGGCUGCGACGUGGCUUCUGGCCAAGUUACAGGACACCAGAAUUGUGUUGAUUUAUUGUACAACAAUGCAAAAUAUGCUGGUAAAAUAGUAAGUGUAAAAUAAUUCCAGGUAGCUUACAGCAAUAAAAUAAGUCUUUUUUUUCUCUCUCUCUCUUUUUGUUUGUCUAGAAAUCUCUUCUUCACCGGCUGAUUUUUGUGUCCAAAAUCUCCCCCGAGUUGGCUGAUAAGAGAGAUCUGGCAGGUACACCCAUUGCAUAUCGGGAAUGAGCGGAAUGUUUGGUGAUAACCAAAAUUUAUUUUUAAUUUACUUUGUAUAAGGACACCUGGUUGGUUGGUAGGUUUAGGAUAGAUGUUCAGCAGCUCAAGCUGGGUACCACAGGUAGACUGACAGGUAGGUUGCAUGUAGAAGGCAUGCUUAAUCCAAUGGACCCCAUCCAGUCUAUAAGAAACAUCAGAACACGGUGCUAGCAAGAUUAAACAAGUUGGUGAUAUUAUUGGGCUCCAUGGUAAUGUAAAUAGUUGAUAUAGAGUCGGCCUUUCAGAUGUUUUAGACCAUUACUCUUACAGCCACAACAUCUGGAGUGCAGAAGGUUGCCUACCCCUGUCCUACAUGAUAUGGUUGAAUCCAAUUGGUAUGAUUAUGGUUGGUGCUAUAGUUCGGCUAGAAGGUAGUGUUGGUCUAAUUAUUAUGGUUAUGGUAGAUGACAAAAUAAAAUCCAGCGGUAUGGCUACACUAGGUGGCAUGGUAAUGGUAGGUGCCGCGGUGAUGUUAGGUGGUAUGGUGACACUAGGUAGCAUAGCUAAUCCAGUUUGGUAUGCUAGUGAUAUGGUAAAUCCAGGUCAGCAGGGUUACAUCAAGUGGUAUGACUUCACCAGCUAUUAAAGUUACAAUUAAAUCUUCAGUUUCUUGCAAAUUUUGUCUUUCUCUUUUUAUUAGCCCAUGUCACAGAUUUCUCUCUCUUGUCCUUCUCAUCCCCUACAGAAUACUGGGAGCAACAAUUCCUGCUGUACAACCAGGGUGAAUCUGUCUCCGGCCUACUGCUUCUUUAUUCAUCGUACACCAUCCACAUCAUGGAGGUAGGUGGACUCACUCGCGCUCAUUCUCUAACCUGUGUAGGACUGCUUGUUGGCCUUAGGACCACAGCUGCCAUCUUGCCCAAUGUGCUAUGAUGAGCCAUGGGAUAUGAGAAUUGUAAUCUGAUGAAUGAUUGCAGUUGAGAAAUUUUAAAUAAUUUUGGACCAAAGAUUGUCAAACCAUUGGGCUCCUCCUCCAUAGUUGCCCAAAUCGAGCACUGAUCUGGUGACACUAGAGAGAUCUCUGCAGUGUGUGCUGGAGAGAUGUUCCUAACAGCUUCUAGUUUAAAAAAACGCAGACUUCAAAGCAGGUUAUAAUUUGUUGUCUGUGUACUUUAAUUUUUUUGCUCUGUUAUAUUAAAACGUUUCUUGUUUAAAACAUUUCUCUUGCUCAUUACAUAAGCAGCAUUACUGAUGACAUUGAUAAUAAUAUAUACAAAAUAUGGGGCAUGAUUAAUAGACAUUAUUGCUACUAUUAAGUUCUGUCUUUUGUGUCCCUAAGAACUCCUUUCUCCCCUUUUCCCCUGAGCGGACAUAUAUAUAUCUCGGAUCUGAUUGAUUCUCCACCCAUUCGGGACUCAGUGGGUUAAUAACAGCGCGGGACACUACAGACCUCUAUACCGAUCAUAGUAUUAGCAACCAUCAGUGCCUUAACUUGCAGUAUAUAUAUAAUUUUCUCUUAUUUAGUAUAGCUUGAGUGUGCUACUUAUCAGCAUUAGUACUAUUUGCUUUUUCAUUUUCUAUCCUAUACUUGGUGCCCUUGAAGGCACUAUUCCUACUUGCUUUAAUUUGGUGUAUACCUUAUUAUUAGAAAUCUGAUUUUCCACUAAGAUUAUUAGACAUAUACCAGACAACGUUGUCCUUCCAAUUUUUUUAUUUAUUAAGUUUAUUUAUGAUCGUUUUAAUACGAAUCUAGCAUGCUGAAAUACCUGCUCUCGUUCUUAUACUAGAACUUUUGACGAUAUUACAACUGCACAAAUUUAUUCACUAAUUGUGUUAUAGAUUGAGUUUGCAUUUGAUUACAGUAGAAUCCCCUGUGGUUGAAAUGCAUUGAUCCUUCGUAGUGUAUCUUUUUCCUCAUAUAUCGAUACCAUUACAUUGAAGGGAUUCUCUUAACUGUAUCUUAUUUUUUGAUACCAAUAUAUCUCGAUGUAAUUUACAUUGAAGGUAAAAGUAUCCCCUGUAGUUAUAUUAGACUGACACUUAGCAUUUUAUUUCAUUUUUGACUUAUAGAUAUGAGUUAUUGAACGAAAUUGUCAGCUUCACUCAGUGGGAUUCUCUGUAUUGUACCCUAUUUUGGAUUUACAGACACGAUUAUAUAUCCAUUUAUAUCGUGAUAUGCGACGUAUAAACUCUAUCUAUCAUAUUAUCUUAUUUGUUCAUAUUUAUCUUUAUUUCUUCUGUUUCUUGUGUGCUCCUUGCUUUGACUGCCGCAAUUGACUUAUGUUUAGUCAGGUAGCCAUUGCUUGUUUUUUUUUAUAGAUUUAUGUUCUCCAUUUAUUUAUCUUCCAGAUUUUUAACUGUUGUGUGUACCUUAUAUUGGUAGUAGGAACAGACUCCUCUUUCUCUUUUUUGUUCUAUAUAUAAAAUAUACUUAUAAUAAAUACAUGAAGUUAUUAUGGUGCCAGGAGGCCCGCAGGGGCACUCUUACCUUAAGGCAGGGUUGGGCAAUCUUUGGGCCCUCCAGAUGUUACGGACUACGUCUCCCUUGAUGCUUUGCCAGCAUUAUGGCCCGAAGAGCAUUAUGAAAGAUGUAGUCCAAAACAUCUGGAGGGCAGAAGAUUGCCUACCCCUGCCUUAAGGGGUUAAACCGUUCUUUAACGGUUCAACCCCAAAGUGAGCCUCCAGCGCCGAUCCUCAUAUCCCCAAGGCAUUACCAGGCUUCUGAAUCCGGAGGCCUCAUAGAACCAUAACAACUUCAUUUAGAUGAAGUUGUUAUGGUGCCUAGACUGUCUCUUUAAGGGUUAUUGUAAGAAGUCCUUUUAUGUAUAUGUAUUUUCUUGUAUUAAUGGCUAGCCCUAAUAUACUUCUAUAGCACCCAAAAAUAUCAAUCUAAUGUACUUUAUAAAAAAUAUACAUUUAUUCUACUCGCAAUGCGAACAGCAAUACAUAUGUAAAAACGUAACAGAUGGUACCGCUUAACUGAUGUUACAGAGAGAGAGAGAGAUCUUCGAUGGAGAGUAAUUGUCUUUGUCCAGAAAAUAAGGGAACCACCAAAGAGCAGUAGAACGUGGUCAUUUGCCUACUGUUAUAGACUUGACUUUAAGGACGUCAGAACUUUUAACAAAAAACUUUGGCCAUAUAAGGACUUGGUGAAGAUUCUUGACCCUCAAUCUUUUCUUUAUACACCCACAUUCCAGACUUCUCAUGGUACAGCAUAGUAAAUUACCAUCUGUUUCUUUUAACCCAUUAGACAACCAUACCAAAUAUGAAUAUAAAUAGGAACAUAGAAUAUGUAAUAUUCUACAGAUAAAUAAAGACAUUUUUAUAUUUUAAAAAAAACAACUUAAAACAAAAAAAUUAAGUUCAUUUAAAAGAGUUUUAUUAAAUCAUUACAGCUGUAAUCACUAAGCCAGGAUGCAGAUUAACCUGGAAGAAACCGGGUUAUUCACAAAAGUGUCAAUUGUUGGGAAUUCAAACCACGCAAACCGAAAAACAGCAGUUUUGGAGAAUUGUUCUAGUUUUAGCUAUUUUCCCCUAAAAUUAGAAAUUCACCCAGAAUACCUUAUCAUUCCAACUUCAGCAAAUAGCACUUUAGCAACAUGGCAUUUGACAAAUUCUCGAUCUAUAAAGUCAUACAAGACCGUUCCAUGUCUUUUGCGUCCAAUUGAAUUGCUUCAAAUUAUACAAUACGUUAUUACCCUGCAGCAUAGCAACAGCAGAAAUAUUUAAUUUUAAAAGACGUGUCAGGUGUAAGGGAAGGCCUGAGGUGUUCUCGGUUACCAGAGAAGGAUUAAGAUCCCACAGGCCCUGGGUACCGGUUUUGGACACACCUCUCAUUCUUCACAUCUUUCCAGCCUUGUGUUUAAGAGCUUUUCUGAGAAACUCCUACCUGAACACAAUGCUUUCCUCAGCUGUUCCCACUUCCUAUAACUUCUGAUCCAGUACCAGCACUUUAUUUAAUCUACCACAAUACAAAAAGAAAACAGCCCGAUCCUCCUUCUCCUACAGAGCGCCGCAAUUGUGGAACGACCUCCCGCACACUUUAAAAUCUUCCCUAAGCCUAAAGUCCUUUAAGAGAUCCUUCUCUGCAUACCUCAAAACAGAAUGCAUGUGUCAUGGUUGAUUAUAUAUUUCCUGCCUGUUCUAUGUUAAAUUUUGUAUUUAUUAUGUAUUAAUAUUGUUUUUGUAUUUUAUUGUACCCUAAUGUAACAAUGCAGUGAUUUGUGGACCCAGGACAUACUUGAACUCUCAAUGUAUCUUUCCUGGUAAAAUAUUUUAUAAAUAAAUACAUAAUAGGCAUGGUGAAUGAGGAGAGGCAAUUUCAUGGUGUUGGGGGGCUCCCUCUCAAAACUCGGUGCCCUAGGCAACUGCCUAAGGUCAUCUUAUGAUUAAUCCUGAUCUGUCUCUUACAGUCCAGCAGCGAUGUCUUGUAUUGUGUUCUGCGAGAGCUGAGAAAGAUGCAGAAACGUGAAAGCAGGUGAGUGGAUGGAACUGGGCGAGGUAAUUGGUUUUUGCUUCUGACACAAGGAACGAUUUCCUAAACAUGGAAUUCCUGUGAAAUGAAAACACCAGUGAAAAAUGUGGGCUAAAUAGCCAAGCUGUGACAAUAGAGGAGUUAUUGCAAAAGCCUACAUUUAGCAAUUGUGUUGUGUUGUAACCAGACAGAUCGCCAUUUCCUACAGUGAGGAUACAUUUAGAUAGACAUUAAAAGCAGUUACACAGUAGCCAAUGUUACAUUGCUGUUUGCUCACGUUCAAUUAUCCUACAGCGCCACCAUGUGGUUCUUCUGUCGCACUAAAACAAGCCUAACAUUUAUCUGUAGCACUGGUGGAGGUGAACUUGGCAUUCUCUAGACGCUGAGGACUACAUCUUUAGUAAUGCUUUGCCAACUAAAAUUCAAGAUUUUCCUAGUCUUCACGUCAGAAAAUAUAGAUUUUAUUAAAGACAGGAGGCGAGUAUUAUGCAUUAACUUUCUUUACUUAACUACAGCAGCAAAGUUUAGUGAAUAAAAAAAGAUAAAAACAACAGAGUAACUGAAAUGGAACGUUGGUAGCCAAUCAGCAUCCAACCUAGUCUAUAUAGUGAAUGAUCCCCAAUAUUCUCCCUCUUUCGAGCUGCGAAUCUAACACAAAAUGUGACGGCAGAUAAGAACCAUUCGGCCCAUCUAGAAGUGUCUAGUAGAGUAACUCCAAGGAUAGAAUGACGGAACUCCAAACAGGAUUAAGCUGAAAUAUAAAUAACAGGGUGGGUUAAUGGGAGGGAUAAUACUCGCCUCCUGUCUUUAAUAAAAUCUGCAGUUUUUAACGGAUCUGAUAAAGAGCCUCCUGCUUGAAACACUUUAGUAGUCAUAGCUCCUCUGAUGAGUGAGCUCCAAACAUUGAAAUAUUAAUACCUGCCAUAGACAUAGUUUGUCGUACCCAUCUUGCUAAAGAUGUAGAGGAGACAGGCAGAAAAGGUUUACGAAAAGAGAUUAGUAAUUGCGAGAAAUUGGAAUUUCGAAUCAAAGAGGUUUUAAACUCAUAUGUUUGAAGACAACUAACAACACAUAGAAGAGGAUAGUCAGAAAAUGAAGGCUAUAAUACAGUGCAGAGAUUAGUUUUGGUACGUCUAACAAUAGAAAAAUUAACACCAUCAGGAGUAUAUUGUCUAUUAUUUAAGUCUAAAACCUUAACGUCAAACUCUUUUGAAAGAGAUGAGACAUAGUAAUGUGGUAAGCUUAAACAAAAGCAAUUUUAAGGAUAAUGAGUCAUUGGCACCCCAUGAUUCUAUCAACUGGAGUACCAGGGUAACAUCCCAUGUGGAAUUAUAUUUAGGGCAUUGAUGACGUUUAAAUCUGAUACCCUUCAUAAGUCUGCAGACUAGAGGAUGUUUACCCACAGGGAAAAAUUCAGUAGGGUCGUGAUUUGCUGAGAUAGCAGAUCUAUAGACAUUAAUGGUGUGAUAAGCUUUCCCUGAGUCAAAAGAGACUGACAAAAAAUUUAGAAUGUUUGCUAAAUCUGAAUGUAUGGGAUCCACUGCCCGUCCCAUGCACCAAUUAAGCCAAAUUUUCCAGGCUGAUCUGUAAUUUGCAUGGGUUCCUGGUGCCCAUGCUUCAGAGAGAAUGUCUCUAGUAGUGUUUGAAAAUUCACUAUGCGAUUCGAAUGACCCGAAAUGAGAGAUGCAAUCAAGGGUAGUUGGCCCGACAGCACUAGAGGAUGAAAAUUUCCCUCCGGAUCGCGAAGAGAAUCCUGACGCAUCUGUAUGAGUCGUGGGUAGUUUAUCAGCAUGAUGAGAAGCUGAGGGAACCAUGGUUGUGAUGACCAGAGAGGGGUUAUAAUUACUAAGGUCGAUUUCUGGGACCAUGCUUUCAGAAGUACCCAGGAUAUCAUCGUAAACAGGGGGAAAGCAUAAUUGAUUCCGUCUUUCCAACAUUGGAGGAAAGCAUCUUGAUCUACUGCUUCUGGAUCUGAGCGCCAACUAAAAAAAGUUUCUAGUUGGCGAUUGAGGUCGUAUUGAAAUGGACCCCACAGAGCAAGUAGUCGUUGGAAGAUCCAGUAGCUGUAAUCCACUAGGAAAUGGGAAUUCGAAUCUGCUACUGUAUUGGAAAGGCCGGGAAGGUAUACUGCUCGUAACGUUAUGUUUCGAUUGAGGCAAAAAUGCCAUAAUUCUUUGGCAAUGUCUGCCAGUUGCUUGGAUUUUGUACCUCCUAAGCGAUUUAUAUAUUGGACUGCUGAUAUGUUGUCCAUCUUGAGAAGGAUACAACAAUGAGAUUUGUGUUUUGCAAAACUGCGUAGAACGAAAACCCCUGCCAUGAGUUCCAGGCAGUUUAUAUGCAUAUUUGUCUCUUCAAGAGACCAUUUGCCUCCUGUGGAAUUGCCUCCACAACAGGCUCUCCAGCCUAAUCGACUUGCGUCGGAUUCUAUAGUUAGGUCUGGGAAUGACGUGAAAAUGGCUUUCCCGUUCCAAAUUUGAACGUGAUCUAACCACCAGGAUAGUUCUCUUCUUGUCUCUGAAGUUAGAGAACUCUCAUCUGAAUAGAGGAGACCUUUGCGUAGAUGUUCUCUUUUCAAUCUUUGAAGAGCCCGAUAGUGAAGGGGGGCUGGAAAGAUAACCUUGAUCGAGGCUGAUAAAAGACCUACAAUCCGUGCUAAAGACCUGAUGGAAAUUAAUUCCUUCUUUAGAACUGACCUGAUCUCUUUUUGAAUCGUUUUCAAUUUCCGUGAUGGAAGGCUGAGAGUGGCUAAAUUGGAAUUCACUAGAAAUCCUAAAAAUUCUAUCUCCUGAGAGGGAGUUAAAAUCGAUUUUUCAUAAUUUAUUACAAAGCCAAAGCUUGUUAACAGAUUCAAUGUAGUUGAAGAGUUUGCACACUCUGUGACGUAAUCAAUAUGUCGUCUAGAUAGAUUAUCAUUCUUACUCCCCUGCUUCGAAGUAGGGAUAUUACUGGUUUGAGUAAUUUGGUGAAACACCAAGGUGCAGAGGAUAAACCAAAUGGCAAUGAUUUGAAUUGCCAUUUCUUCCCUUGCCAUAGGAACUGUAAAUAUUUCUGACAUGAGUGGUGGAUAGGUACUGUGAGGUAUGCAUCCUUCAAAUCUAUUUUGAUCAACCAGUCGUUGAAUAGCAAUAGGUCUUUGAGGUAAUAAAUUCCCUCUAUUUUGAAAUGGUGGUAUCUGACAAAAUUGUUUAAGUAUUUCAAGUUUAUGACUGGUCUGUUACCAGAAUCUUUCUUUUUCACCAAGAAUAAAUUGCUUAUGAAGCCUGGGCUGCUCAUGGGCACCUGUAUGAUGGCAUUUUUUGAGCAUAAACUUAAUAUUUCUUGAUGCACCAGGGCCUGGUCUUGGGUCGAAAAAUUUAUUGGGAAAGGUAUGUUUCUUUGGACGGGGCAUGAUAUAAAAUCUAUUUUAUAACCUAGAACCGUUUCUAGUAUCCAAGAAUCGUUUGUAAUCUGACUCCAGACAUGGAAAAAACUAGUGAGUCUGCCCCCUAACCCUACCAGGGAAGAAAGGGGGGGUUGUCAUACUCACCGGAUGAAGAUCUGAAGCGAGACAUUCCUCGAUGGCCUCUUGAUCUCCAAGGUCUGCCACGUAGUGGAAAGAAUGGAGUUGAUUGUUGGGUGUCAUAUGAGGGCCUGGUGGGUUGAAAGGUGUUCCUUGGAACCUGUCUAAGUUGAAAGGAACGGCUGGAAGAACGGUUCAUUCCUCUUCCAGCCCUUCCGAAAACCUUAGGGUUGAAAACUUUCCUCAAGGAUGACUGAGCCUUAUCAAGGGAACUAAAUAGAUUGACAUAUUUAUUAAUGUCUUUAAUAAAUGAUUCUCUGAAUAGGAGACCUUCUGCAGCUGGACCAGGUUCGGAAGUGGCUAAAUUUUACAGAUGAGGGUCAAUUUUCAUUAAAAUGCAUCAGCGCUGCGUUAGCAUUCUCCAAAAAGCAUAUCAUGCGUUGGGUCCAGCCUCUCAAAGUAUCAAUGCUGGGAGGAUUCCCAGAAGCUGCCGCAUGUUCUAAAGUUUCAAACAUUUUAGCCACAGGACCAGAAAUGUCCAUUAAUUUAUCUUGACAAAAUUUUAGUGAUCUGUCAAGACCUUUAUUUGGGUUCUUCCCUGAUUUUGUUAAAAAUUGCACAAUAGUGGGAUCUAGAUCAGGGGUCUGUGCGACUUUCUUUGACAAGGUCGGUCUAGGGCAUUCAGCUCUUAGUUUAUUUCUAGCCGCUUGGUCAAGGGGUUUCCUCAACCAGUAUUCAAGAUAUUUGGCUAUAUGAGCCAUAGGGACCCAUUCAGCUGACCUGGGGUAUUUAAUAUGGUCUGGGUCGAAUAAUGGUUUACCAUUAAAAUCCAAAAUAAUAUCCUCUUCAUCAGAUUUAGAGAUAAGCUCAGGUGUCUCUGAGAUAUAUGAAUAAUUUGAGGCAGAAUCAGAGUCAGAUUUUUCAUCCCCUGAGAUUGAAGAUGAGUCACUAUCUGAGGAGGUUUUAUAGGAGUCAGGUUUGUUUCUGUGAAUGGCCUUCCGAGCUUGUUUGUCUUCCUCACGAGCAGAGGGACUUUUGAGUGAUUGAUUACACUCUUCAGUUUUGCGUGAGACACACAUUGUGUUCUUGUCUUGGUCCUUCCCUAUCUUAAGUGGCUUAGAGCCGCUAGGGGAUUCUGCAGGACCGUCAAAGCAAUGUUUGCGUUUCUGGGUGGCCUUCCCAGACCUCCUAAAACCUUGAGCUAGGUUCCGUUCAGACUCCACAGAACUGGUCUGAAGGAGUACUAAUUAAAUGAGUCUUCUCACUGGGUUUUGAGCUGCUUAUGGCUUGAGCCACAGACUUUGCAAUUGCUUCUUGCAUAGAAGACAUUGCAGUAUAAAUUGCAGAGGAAACUGACUUUUGAACGGAUAAAUCCACUAUAUUUUGUAAAGAAUCCUCAGUGAGGAUUCAUGAGACACACCAGGUUUUGGUGACUCAAUUUGUCUAAUCUCUUUAGAAUUCAUAAUUUACAAAAUUGCAACAAAUAGCAAUUGUAUCUACUAUUCGAGAAUAGUUGAAUAAUAAAAAUGUUGCCAACUAUGAGGGGAAAUCCUGACAGGAAAAUCAAAUAGUUCAAGUUAUAAUAAGAAUUACCAGUAAAGAGUAACAAGUUGUGAAGAAAAUGCUGUCCUGAGGUAAAGUGGGCGGGAAAGUUAGCUGAGGACCAACUAACUGGUAUUUCCGCCCAUAAAACGUCAUCAAUGUAUGAGGGACUAACUGACAGAAACGCGCGUGCAGUGGUUCGCAUAAAACUGCCGAAAUGACUGAACAGUGAAUUGACCGUUCGUAUACAAAAAACCCGCGAACGCGAGAAUAAUAAAGUAAUAUGAAAAGUAAAUGGGUGGAAUUCGUGUGAAAAAACUAACAAAUGCGAUUCAUAGAAAUAACUGACCUGUUCAAAGACAAAACUACCGAACGCGGAUGGACCGCGACUUCAUUUCCAGAUAGAAUGCAUGAAAGACAGUGCACCAAAUAUAAAUAUAUAUAUAUAUAUAUUUUAAAACAAUGAGAAGACAUAGAAUUACUUCAGAAAAGUAUAUAUUCCAAAGGAAUAAACACAUAUGUCAACAUAUAACCAAACUAGAAGGUAUGUAUGUAUAGACAACAGUAGCAUAAGUGAAUAUAUAUGAUACUUAUCUCUACUGGAGCAGCAAAGAAAGAGGAAGAAUAUUGGGAAUCAUUCACUUUAUGGACUAUGCCGGAUGCUGAUUGGCUACCAACGUUCCAUUUCAGUUACUCUGUUGUUUUUAUCUUUUUUAUUGACUAAACUUUCUUGAAAAAAUGUCUUUGCUGCUGGAGUUAAGUAAAGAAAGUUAAUGCAUAAUACUCGCCUCCUGUCUUGUUAUAAAAUUACAAUUGCCCAUGCGUAACUUUUUUUCAAUUUCUUUCCUUAUUUGCUUCAUAACUGUCAUAGAAUCUUGAGGUGAAAUGUGUACCAAAAAUGCACUGGAAACAGUGACGUAAUAAUCUAGAGAUUUUACAAAAAUGCCCAUCUGUUUCUGUUGUUGAACUAGUUAUGAGUUUCUAAAUAUAGUAUGCAGGUAAGUGUGUAGGGUUUGGCGGCUGAGCAGGUUGGUCCUUGCUAGGUGCAGGCGGUAGUGGGGUAGUGGAGCAGGUAUGGCCUGGUCAGUGGGGUUAGAAAGCAAGAUUUAGAAUAAAGAGUGAAAUUCAAAGUUCUAGAAUAUGAGCCGAUUUAGAGUAAUCACUUUGGAAAAUAAUGUGCAGUUUCUGGUCAGUGUUCUAGACUUACAUGUCUGACAUUUUAUUUACCUAUUGCAUGACUUUUCACUCCAAGAGACCAUGAAUCAUCUUACCUAUAGGCAGCAAUUAAUAAAGCAAAGGAUAUUGGGCUCCCAUGAAAAUGCCUUAGUCCUGCCCCAUGCAAUCCUUAUUAGUGGAAAGGUAACUCUAGAUGGCCAGAUGGUAUAAAAUAUAAUAAUAAAUAAGGCAUUACAUUGACAUUCAACAUUUUUAUAAUCCCAUCUGGUUUUAUUAGGGCUCUACUGCUAGAACCCAGAAUCCUAGUGAUGUCCCAUAACCUCCCUUUCCGUCUGUUCACCCAAUGGAGCUACAAAGUCUUGGAUGUUCCUGCCCAGUACUUGGAAGAGAAAUACGGUGAUGAAGCCACUGAUGGUAUUAUCAGUGAGUGCCUGACAAAAAUCCUAAAGAUUGGGAAGCACCUCACCAAGUAUCCAAAGGCAAGUUAAGAGAGAUAAGAUUUAGGAGAUGUUGAUGAUGGUUUGGUGGUAUGUGUUAGUUUACGAAACAUGAUGAAGUAUGCCUAAGCAGCAUAGGCGUGCGCAGCCUAUUGCAUUAGGGUGUGCACCCUAAAGCACAAGCACACGCCGCAUAUAUAUAUGUAUGUAUGUAUAUGUAUAUAUAUAUAUAUAUAUAUAUAUAUAUACACACAUACACAUACACAUAUAUACACAUACAUACACUGCUGAGUGUGUGUGUGUGCUGUGUGAGGGUGCUGUUAGUGUGAUAUGUGUCUUUGACGGUGCUGGUAGUGUGCUAUGUGGGUGAGGGUGUUUGUGUGUGCGUGCUUGUGAGGAUGCUGUUAAUGUACUGUGUGUGAGGGUGCUGUUUGUGUGUGUGUGAGCUUGUGAGGAUGCUGUUAAUGUACUGUAUGUGAGGGUGCUGUUUGUGUGUGAGGGUACUGGUAGUGUGCUGUGUGUGUAUUUGUUAGGGUCCUGUUUGUGUUUGUGAGGGUACCGUUAGUGUGCUGUGUGUGUGUGAGGGUGCUGUUUGUGUGCUGUGUGUGAGGGUGCUGUAUGUUUGUUGGUGCUGUGUAUGUGUGUGGGUGCUGUAUGUGUGUGGGUGCUGUGUAUGUCUGUGGGUUCUGUGUAUGUUUGUGGGUGCUGUGUCUGUGGGUGCUGUAUGUCUGUGUGUGCUGUAUGUGUGUAGGUGCUGUAGGUGUGUGGGUGCUGUGUCUGUGGGUGCUGUAUGUCUGUGGGUGCGGUAUGUGUGCUGUAUGUGUGCGGGUGAUGUAUGUGUGUGGGUGCUGUAUGUGUGUGGGUGAUGUAUGUGUGUGGGUGCUGUAUGUCUGUGUGUGCUGUAUGUGUGUAGGUGCUGUAUGUGUGUGGGUGCUGUAUGUCUGUGGGUGCUGUAUGUGUGUGGGUGCUGUGUGGGUGCUGUAUGUGUGUGUUCUGUAUGUCUGUGUGUGCUGUAUGUGUGUGUGCUGUAUGUCUGUGUGUGCUGUAUGUGGGUGGGUGAUUGUGGGGGUGGAGGUUGGGGUACAUUACUUGCUAUCCCCCCUCCCUUCUUACCUUUUGUAGGGAGGGGGGAUCGUGCUGCUGAUUCCAUCCCUGGUGGUCCAGUGGAGAGUGAACUCUAGCCCCUGUGGGGCUAGAGUUCACUCUCGCGAGAUUUGAGCGUUGCCGUGGCAACGCUCAUAUCUCGCGAGAGGAACCCGGCGGAGCUGCCGGCAAUAGCUCCGCCGGUCCUCUCCUGCCUCCCUCCCUGCAUGUGGGUCAGUGGGGAGGGAGGCUGAGAGCAGAGCCGGCGCUCGGAUAGCGCCGGCUCUGCAUGAGCCGACAGGGGAGAUCCUGAGAUCUCCCCUGCCGGUCUCAAUAUACAUAGGCGUGCCGCAGGAUUAGGGUGUGCCCAGGCACAACAGACACACCCCGUGCGCACGCCUAUGCUAAGCAGUAAGAAUUAGUUGGAGAGUGUUUGGAUUAAGGAAAGGAACGUUGAGUUAGGGUUGAGAUUGAGUUUAGGGUUAGCUUUUGAACAAAGUUGGAUCCAGUGAAAACCAAUACGUAAGAUAUUGAAAAUCAUGUCAUAUGGGGUGAGGAAAGAGUCAGAGUAUAGUGCUGGGUUGAUAUAUAAAGCAAGGACAGAUGAGGUGACAAUGAGAAAAUAUCUUGAUGAGGCUGCUGGGUGAGAGAAGGUAUAUAUGGGCUUCUUGGAGAUUUGAAUAUGGGGAGAUUUAAAGUUAGGCAUCAUAUGGGGUUAAAGGGACAUUUGCAAAGUUAUUUUUGGUAAUGAAGGAGGUUGGGUUUUUUUUCAGCAAAGUAGAGAAGGAAGACAAGGUAGUGUUGGGUCAGGUAGGGAUAUGUGAUUGUGGAUUCUGGGUGUAACGGUUAAAAGAUGAAUACCUUGAAUUGUUGUAACCAUAAGCUGAUGGAAUUCAGUAAGAACCUCUGGCUAUCAUCAAAACUGCUCCUACCACAUACCAAAAACAGACAGACAUUGACUGUAGAAGACAAUGUGUUUUGACCUAUAAAGUUAUGCAUGUAGAAGAAUUUUGUUUUGUGUUUGAGUCUCUGUAUUCUAUACUAUUUAUUAUUUCUGUAUUUAGUAAAAUCCUGAAACCCAGACAAUGUACAAUAUAGAGUGAAGUAGGCACACUGUAGGUCUGCAGUAUUUACAAAGAGGGAAGGCCUCUCAUUUAGAGUUUGCUUAUUCAUAAUAUUGUUUCCUUCAGGGUUCUAAAGACAUUCCGGACACAGUGUUUGACAAGGUUCCAGAACUAAUCAUUCCCCAAGGCUUCAUUUCCCACCUCUUGCAGUGUAAGCAGUUAUUCACCCCUGAUCAAUUCCUUGAGUUCUAUGACACCCCUCUGAACAUUCUUCUGGACUCUGGUAGGUAGUGCGUUUGAAGUUUUGGCCAACUUGCUAGGGAUCAGUUGGUUGAUAAUAUAAACAUGAAUGACCUGCAUGCAUCAAUGCACCUUCUAGACCAGGGGUAGGCAACCUUUGGCACUCCAGAUGAUGUGGACUACAUCUAACCUGAUGCUUUGCCAACAAGGCCAUAAGAGCAUUAUGGGAUAUGUAGUUCACAACAUCUGGAGUGCAGAAGGUUGCCUACACCUGUUCUAAUUCAAUGGUGGAACUCAACUUGUGGUCAUUUUCAGGAACGAGAUGGUCUUCAAAAUGACACACAACAAUGGUUAAUUGUUAUAAAGGUGUUUACUGUGGUUUAUCGACCACACAAAUAGACUAUUUGGAAAUGUGAACGAGAGGAAUCUUUGCAUUUAAUGUCCUAAUAUUAUCUAGAUUGUUUAAUUAUUUUGGUGCUGAGAUACAGCCAAGGAAUGUUUACUACACUUAUGGUACACUAGGAUCUGUGCAGAUAUAGGGAUCCUGUCUAAAAGCUCCAGUUUAAUUAACAAGCAGCAGGUGGCACCAAGGCAACAAAUGAAAAGUAUCAUCAUCAAUUAGCCAUAUAGAAAUGUUCAAUUUUACUGAUUUAUCAGAUCGGUAUUCGGAAUUGAAUAUUGGGAGCAUUGUAGCAGCCACUUACCAAACAAUGCCAUUUAAAAAAAAACAUUUAACGGAGCAAUGUGCAAGUCUUCCAAAAUGAAGAGUUAAUCUGUUGAGUUCUGUUGCCAUUAAGUUACGGGGAGAGUUUAGCUUUAGAGAAGCCCUGUAGAUUAAAAUCCUGGAGUUCCGUCUGAGUUCAUGCAAAAUCUGCAGUUCUCCAUUAACUAAUCUCUGAACCCCGCUGGUGAUCGUGACUCCGCGCAGCACCCACAGUCAACACUGUACCCCUAUUUGAACCAAUCAGCUGUAAAAUUUUAUAGAAAGGUGCACCAUUCAGUAUUAAAAACGAAUCGGAACAUUCUCCAUUAGGAGACAUACCGCUGGUGGAUUUGAAAAACUGUUUAACCCCUUAAGUACACAUGACAUGUGUGACAUGUCAUGAUUCCCUUUUAUUCCAGAAGUUUGGUCCUUUAAGGGUUUAAAAGGUUACUCCAAUCAUCAUAACCACUACCACCCACUGUAGGGGUUAUGAUGCCAGGACAUCUCAAUGACACUGCCAUAGGUGGACUUACACCUCCACCAUUAGAAGGGUUAAACUUGUUUGUUAGUGAACACUUCAUGCACCAUUACCACUUCAAAUCACUGAAAUGUUCAUUGUGCUUGUAGUAACCAUUUAACACCAGAGGUAUUGUACCAGGAGACUUCAGAUACUAUAACCACUUCAAUGAGAUAGAUGUGGUUAUAGUGCCUAGAGUGUACUUCUCACAACCUCUGUGUUAGAGCUGCAUAUGAUUGUAAGUACUGGGGUCGGCUAGAUUGAACGGUAAUUAAAAGGGCAUUGUGCAAUCUCUCUGAUGAAUGUUUGUUCGUUUGGUUAAAGGACAUGUAUUUAGCAGUGUAAACCAGAACAUGGUAUAGACUGUCGUGGACCAAGGGAAGGUACAGUAGCAUGUAAAAGUAGUUUAGUCUCUGCAUGCCAUAUUCUCAUCAGACCUAACUGUAGCAUAGUAACCCCAUCCAUGUCCAUUUCCUCCAUGCAUUUACUAUUACCUGCCAAGCUCUGUGCUGCCGGCCUGCAAUGGAUUUAAAACGUGUACUUGUCUUCCUCUCCAGGACAGGUUACAUGUUUAAAAAAAAACAAAAAACAAAAAAACUCAUUCCUCCUCCUGCCAAGUCAAUAUUGUUUAACUUCAGAACUUUGUUGUAAUAGAAGAUUACACUUGCUGUCACCUUAAUCUCAGCACAUGCAGUUGCAAUCUUCUAUUUUGAUUAUGAUAAACCAGCAAAAUAACUUCAUACCUUCGCUAGCAUCCAGCAAAGGGAACAUUAUGCCAAAAGCUUGCUUAUAGAAUGUUCUGUCAGAUGUAAUAUCAGUUAGUUUUAUAAAAAGAAGGAAAGAAAAAAAACAACCAAACACAAUAUGUCCAGUCUCCCAUUGCUCAUUUAAAAACAAUUAAAUAAAAAAAUAAACACCCUCCAACCCCCAAAAAAUCCAAACCACAAGCCAACACCCACCUUUGCUUUCAUAUCCACUACAUAAGUAAGAUGGCUUUUUUAUCUUUCUAAAGUUGUAGUAUGUUAAACUCACUGGCAUAGAAACAUUUUAAACGGUUUGAAACAAAAUUGCACCCAAAUUUUGGUUACCACUUUAGGAAUCAUUUUACUUGAUUGCAUUUCCCAAAUUAAUUUUGAUACACGUCUUGCUAGCGUUGAAUUAAGGAUUUAACAAACUAACUUGGCUGGAGGAGAAGCCAUAUUGUACAUCAGAUACUCCGACUCUAUCCUUACAUCACUAGCACAGCAAGUCUCAUCUCCCAAUCAUCCCCCAGAAUCCACUCAUGGUCCUGUUAGAUCCAUCUAAACUUUGGCCAUCAGAUCCUAAUAACCUAGUCUGUGCUGGUACUGGAAGAUCAAUGCUUAUAAACCCGGGUGUACAUUAUGCUUCUGUAGACCUGUAGUUGGGAAAUAGACCUGCUUGCUGGUUGAAUGCUCCAUCCUUAUUUAUCAUCAUCAUCUUCAUACUGACUAGUAGAACAUAGUUAACCUGUAACAUAUAGAUCAUUAUACAGAUUUUUAUUUUAUUUUGCUGCAGGAGUGCAUUCAAUUUAUUUUUGUAUUUUAUAAGUUGAUCUGGUUACCCUUAAGCACAGUAACUAUAUGUAACCUAGUUCUACAGUGUGGCCAAGGCUAUCCAGAACAUUACUUGCCUUUCAUUAUGUCAGUAAGAAUAGUAGAGACUGUUCCAUGUACACCAAUGGUGAACACUUGGUAAAUUCCAUUCACGGUUUGGGUCAUCACUAUAAGAAAGAUUAAAACAUUUAAACAGUUGUUUCUCUAAAAUAAAGUCCUAGUCAGAUACACACAUGGUUAUAAAUUUCCCUUACAUUCUACCAAGAGUGCAAAAGAUAGCACUGAGUGCAAAGUCAUGACUCGUUGUGCUAGUGGUGCUGGCACACUGGGUGCCCAUUACAUUACUUAAUACAAUUUAAAUUUAACAUUCCUAGUAAUUCUUGUUAAUACAAUUUAAUAUUCCUAGUAAUUCUUGUUCUAACACUAAAAUCCUCAAUUUAUUUAAUUGUAUUUGUUUGGAUGAGACCCUAUGAGUCCCACGAAGUAGAAUUGUGGGAUAGAACCAAAAUAAAACUGAUAAAAAUCUGCCUGGGAUGUCAUAGUGUUAAUGUAGUAGUACAUUAUAUCAGUUUUAAUAUAAUGAAGUAGUUUUUUUAGCUCUAUUAUUUCUUCAUACAUGUCAACUAAAUGUUGAAGUUCCCACACAGUGAAUUACUAAACACAGAUAAUGCAAAGCUUUAUUUGAGGACCCUAUAUUCAAUUAAUUAUUUUUGGAGGUAAAUGAAAUCCAUUAAAAUAUUUCAUCUGUAUAGUGCUUUGAGUUAAUAUACAUCUCUUUAAAAAUAGUUUUAAUGAAAUUAUUUUUAAUUACUUUCGAUAUUUACAUUUUAUUGUAUUUACAUUCUAUACUUUUAUUCUAUUUUUUUUUUUAGAUCAAGUGUGGCCUACAGCUGUUCAUUUAACUCCUGUGCAGAAAAGAUCCGUACUGUAAAAGAUUUGUUCCUGUUCACUCGAUCAAGAGAUAUCAAACUAGUGUUUAUUCUCCUCUGUGCUUCAAUUCCAAUGUGAGAAUUGAAAACAUUAAGCCAGGUGUAGGUGCCCAUUGCUGUACCAUGUUCUGUAGACUAAAUUACUCUAGGUGCUCUGGCAUCGCAGCUGGGAAAGAAUCUCGGGAGAUAAAGUCCACAGCAGCGGGAAUAGUAUUGGAUGCGGACAUGUUACUUCAACUCCUAACCUAAAUUGUACCGCAGACUGUGUUUAUAGUGCUGAAGAAAAAGUGGUGAAGAUUACAGGGCAAUGUUUUACCAUCAUUUACAUGCAACCAAUAUAUAAUAUUACAGAAUGCUUAUUCUUAUUAGAAAAAUCAAAGCUGCGUUAGAAUCCUAAGUUAAUGUUUCCUACAACUGGAUUCGAGCAAUAUUCCGUUAAAAGGGCACUUGGUCAUCAUAAUUUCGACAAGUUACUGUAGUAGUUAUGGUGCUCUCAAGCUGUCCCUGAAAAUGAAAGCUCUGCCGAUGAUUUUCAUUUUAACCGCCUGAACCACAAAUUCUGAUAUCAAACAAGCAAAUCCAGCCUUCUCACUGAGCCGCCCAAAUAUUCGGAGCACUUUGUGACAAGCAGGGAACAGUGCUAUGUGAAAGUACACCAGGAUAUGUAGGAGUCUGAUUUUAUCAUAUGUCCCAUACUGCUCAAGUAAUGUUUGAGGCACUCCCCUUGUAUUUUAAACAUUACAAUAAGUGUAUUUUAGAUAUUUGAAAAUGAGUUUUCUGGUGUUUAAUUAAUUAUUAAAAUAUCUUACAAAC
Molecule: messenger RNA, 18825 nt
Organism: Pelobates cultripes (western spadefoot toad)
Lineage: Eukaryota; Metazoa; Chordata; Amphibia; Anura; Pelobatidae
Source: the annotation of a GenBank genome assembly